AUGUCGCUGCAGAGUGAAGACAAUCUCAUCCAUACUUUCAAUGGCAUUACUUUUACCACAAGAUCAUCACCAGAGCUUUUAAAGUCCCUGGCUACUUUUGAGGCUAGAGAAGAUGAUAUCCUUUUGGCUUCCUAUCCAAAGUCUGGCACCCAUUGGCUUGCUGAAAUUAUUAUGCAUCUUUAUGCACCCAGCGUUGCUUUAACUUCUCCAAUUGAAUUUGGAGAUCUUUCCAAACUGGACCAACUGGACCGUCUUUCAUGCAAGAGGAUCAUUCCAACCCACUUGGAUAGCAACAUGUUGCCACCCACUUUCAAGAACAAACAAUGCAAGGCUAUCUACAUUAUCAGAAAUCCAAAAGACAUUGCCGUUUCCAUGUACCAUUAUUACCGAGAGAAUCCAAACCUCCCCACGAUAGAUACUUGGCCUAAUUUCCUAGAGAUGUUCCUAAAAGGAAAUGUUGUCUGUGGGUCCUGGUUUGAUCACAUUUUAAGCUGGGAGGAGUACACCAGCGGCAAAAACGUCCUGUUCUUGUUUUACGAAGACAUGACAAAGGACCUUUCCAAAGCUGUGAAGAAAGUAAGCACCUUCCUUGGGGUCAAUGCCAGUGAGAACGCCAUUCAUGACAUCUGUAAGAAAUCAUCAUUCAGCGAGAUGAAGAGUAACACCGAGAAAGAAAACAAUGAUCCCAACCAUACAGUUUGUGCACUCACCUCUAGUCGGAAGCUGAUAUUCCGAAAAGGCACCGUUGGCGACUGGAAAAAUUAUUUCACUCCCAGACAGAGCCGGAUGUUUGAAGAGACAUUUAACAAGAAGAUGAAAUGCAGCGAAGUGGCAAAGCACCUUGUUUAUGAAUUCUGA
Molecule: messenger RNA, 858 nt
Organism: Hemicordylus capensis (graceful crag lizard)
Lineage: Eukaryota; Metazoa; Chordata; Lepidosauria; Squamata; Cordylidae
Product: sulfotransferase 1C2-like
Exons: 6
Coding region: 1-858 (285 amino acids)
Biological process (GO): sulfation
Cellular component (GO): cytoplasm
Molecular function (GO): sulfotransferase activity
Source: RefSeq, a predicted model, not a curated record